CUCUUCUCCAACCACCAUACACACCUCCAUCUCAGUUUCUUCCACUCCUCUUCCUUUAAUCUGCCUUAAUUUGAUCCUAUUUUAUUCCUUUGACUCCGACUAUUUACAUUCCGAGCGUCAAUCAUGUCCACCUUGGAGGAUCUCGACGACCUGGAGCGCGAGGAGAGAGACAAGAAGAAGGACCAGGGCGAUGGCAGCGAUGGCAAACUGCCCGGAGGUGAUGACGAUGCUGAAAUGAAAGAUGCAGAAAAGAAGGAGGAGGAAGAUGAGCUUCUAGACGAUGAGAUCCUUCAUUCUAGCACAGCAGACAUCGUCAAACGAAGGCGGAUGUUGGAGAACGAACUUCGCAUAAUGAAAAGUGAAUUCCAGCGGUUGUCGCACGAACAGAAUACGAUGAGGGAGAAAGUCAAGGACAAUCAAGAAAAGAUUGAAAAUAACAGACAACUACCAUACCUUGUCGGAAACGUUGUUGAGCUGCUGGAUUUGGAUGUCGAAGCCGAGGCCGCAGAGGAGGGUGCCAACAUUGAUCUGGAUGCUACUCGAGUGGGCAAAUCCGCUGUGAUUAAAACAUCGACUCGUCAGACUAUCUACCUCCCUCUGAUCGGUCUGGUAGAUCACGAAAAGCUUAAGCCCGGUGAUCUCAUCGGUGUCAACAAGGACUCAUACCUCAUCCUGGAUACGUUACCCGCCGAAUAUGAUAACCGAGUGAAGGCUAUGGAAGUUGAUGAGAAGCCCACAGAGAAAUAUACAGACAUUGGAGGUUUGGAUAAGCAGAUUGAGGAGAUUGUCGAGGCUAUAGUAUGGCCUAUGAAGGAGGCCGAGAGGUUCAAGAAACUUGGCAUUAAGGCGCCCAAGGGUGCUCUGAUGUACGGACCCCCAGGUACAGGUAAAACCCUUCUCGCUCGAGCCUGCGCAGCAGAAACAAACGCCACCUUCUUGAAGCUUGCUGGACCCCAGCUGGUACAAAUGUUCAUUGGUGACGGUGCGAAGCUCGUCCGAGACUGCUUCGCCCUCGCCAAAGAGAAGGCUCCGUCGAUCAUCUUCAUCGACGAACUCGACGCCGUCGGAACUAAGCGUUUCGACUCAGAGAAAUCUGGUGAUCGUGAAGUGCAACGAACCAUGCUUGAACUCCUCAACCAGCUGGACGGGUUUGCCUCCGACGACCGCAUCAAGGUUCUUGCUGCAACCAACCGCGUUGACGUCCUCGACCCGGCUCUCCUCCGAUCCGGCCGUCUGGACCGCAAGAUCGAGUUCCCCCUCCCUAACGAGGAAGCCCGUGCAAACAUCCUCCAGAUUCACUCGCGCAAGAUGUCUGUCGAAGACGCCGUCAACUGGGCUGAACUGGCUCGCAGCACAGACGAGUUCGGUGGUGCCCAGCUGAAGGCCGUCUGCGUUGAAGCCGGUAUGAUUGCCCUGCGCAAAGGUAUGAGCAAAGUUGGCCACGAGCAUUACGUCGAUGCUAUUGCUGAAGUCCAAGCCAAAAAGAAGGACACCAAUAUGGGUAUCUACGUCUAGAUAUAUCCGCUGUGUUUCCUUUUUUUUUUUUUUUUUCUUUGGCCCU
Aspergillus ochraceoroseus IBT 24754 is the source of this 1561-nucleotide messenger RNA. Its product is annotated as proteasome regulatory particle base subunit RPT5. The record is from RefSeq and is a predicted model, not a curated record. The transcript has 3 exons. Bases 124 to 1515 code for a protein of 463 amino acids. Gene Ontology annotation, biological process: proteasome-mediated ubiquitin-dependent protein catabolic process. Gene Ontology annotation, cellular component: proteasome regulatory particle, base subcomplex. Gene Ontology annotation, molecular function: ATP hydrolysis activity; ATP binding; proteasome-activating activity. Lineage: Eukaryota; Fungi; Ascomycota; Eurotiomycetes; Eurotiales; Aspergillaceae.